AUGUCAGCCUACCGAUACACAACGGACGCAGAGCGCCAUCAAGCAAGGCAGGAUCACGAGUUUGUGUGGGGCGUCAUCAACAGAGAUGAAAGAUACCUCAGCCAACUUCCACCGGGUCCAGUGAUGCCGGGAACCUUCCUGCACUUCCUCCAACAAGGUGACCACAGCGAUGAAGCAAUGGCAGCUUUCGAACCCGAAGCUCUUGAGAUCAUGCAGUCGCUUCGCCGACAGAUGGAAGAGAAAUAUAACGUUGAUUUGAGCGAGUGGCAUGCCGAGUGGGUACAGAGCGAGCAACAGCAAAAGGAAUGGAAGACGCCGAUUGGUCCUGGCACCUCCCGGUCACUGCUUAGACAGCCUGCAUACAUCGACUUGCACACUCAUGACCAGACGGCCAAGGGCGCAGCACUGGACUACUGGGGUACGGAUGAAGAGGCUCCAUCUGGGGCUCUGAGGCAGAAGGCGCGAUGGGCCAAGGAAGCGCAAGCGGCAACGCACAGUGGGAAUGGGAGUACACUGACAGGCACACCUUCCAAUUCAUCCCGGCUGGGAUAUCGGGAUAAGCUACUGCCAGAGGCCCACUCACAGGCGUCGUACAUGAGCGGCCAGAGACAGCAGAUGAAGGACGUACACCAGGAUCCGUUUUAA
Molecule: messenger RNA, 645 nt
Organism: Didymosphaeria variabile
Lineage: Eukaryota; Fungi; Ascomycota; Dothideomycetes; Pleosporales; Didymosphaeriaceae
Exons: 2
Coding region: 1-645 (214 amino acids)
Source: RefSeq, a predicted model, not a curated record